GGCGGCGCGCUCCUUUCCGAGGCGUGGUGCUGCGUGCGGCGGAGCCUCGUCCGGCCUGCUCCCGUCCUGACUCACCGCUGUUCGCUCCUGCUGAGGAACAAGUCGGUCAGGAAGCCGCGCCGCAGCCAUGGCCUUUAAAGACACCGGGAAGACGCCCGUGGAGCCCGAGGUGGCGAUUCACCGGAUCCGGAUCACGCUCACCAGCCGCAACGUGAAGUCGCUGGAGAAGGUGUGUGCCGACUUGAUCAGGGGCGCGAAGGAAAAGAACCUGAAGGUGAAAGGACCCGUGCGCAUGCCUACCAAGACACUGAGAAUCACUACAAGAAAAACACCUUGUGGUGAAGGUUCCAAGACGUGGGAUCGUUUCCAAAUGAGAAUCCACAAGCGACUCAUUGACUUGCACAGUCCUUCCGAGAUUGUUAAACAGAUCACUUCCAUCAGUAUUGAGCCAGGAGUGGAGGUUGAAGUCACUAUUGCGGAUGCCUAAGUCAGCUAAAUAAAUUGACUUAAUCACUUGUUAAA
Molecule: messenger RNA, 522 nt
Organism: Peromyscus leucopus (white-footed mouse)
Lineage: Eukaryota; Metazoa; Chordata; Mammalia; Rodentia; Cricetidae
Gene: Rps20
Product: ribosomal protein S20
Exons: 4
Coding region: 128-487 (119 amino acids)
Biological process (GO): translation
Cellular component (GO): cytosolic small ribosomal subunit; ribosome
Molecular function (GO): structural constituent of ribosome; RNA binding
Source: RefSeq, a predicted model, not a curated record